AUGAAGUUCAUUUUCUUCUACAUCCUUAUUUCCAUUGCUGCAAAAUCAUCCCAGGCAGAUUUAAUUCCCAACGAAAUCCACCCUCUGCAGCCGAAAACGGGGUCCUCGGGGAGCCAUGUACCUCAAAUCAACUGCCUCAGCUGGCGUCUAGCCGUUGAAACAAACAACAUUCAGGACUGGACAUUAGUGCCUCUUCAAUGCGAAGAUUACGUCGGGCACUACAUGCUUGGCAAACAAUACCGCGACGACUGUUAUAAUAUAGUCGCCGCGGCUAUUCAGUAUGCCAAAUCUCUCAAAAUUGGUAAAGAUGUUUGGGUAUUUGAUAUUGAUGAAACUACUCUCUCUAACCUUCCUUAUUACGCUCGUUCUGAUGUUGCAUUUGGCUCCAUAAAAUACAACGCCACGAAAUUCGACGAGUGGACAAGAGAAGGAAAAGCACCAACAGUACCAGCAACUCUGUUUCUGUAUAAUACAUUGUUAUCUAUGGGUAUUAAACCAGCUCAUCUUGAAGUAAGCAUCUACUCAUACGAAGCGCUAGCUUUUUCUGUUUUUAAUGGCCUGCCUGAGAUAUUUGUUGUUGUGGGUACGUACAGGGGAGUAAAUGAUACAGGAUCAUCAAUGAAGUACAAGUCAAGGAAAAGAGCGGAGUUGGUGAAAGAUGGAUACAGAAUUGUUGGCAACAUUGGAGAUCAAUGGAGUGAUUUGCUUGGUGAUUAUGUUGGUCAGCGCACUUUCAAAUUGCCUGAUCCAAUGUACUACAUUGCUUGA
Messenger RNA from Solanum stenotomum, 768 nucleotides. Its product is annotated as acid phosphatase 1-like. The record is from RefSeq and is a predicted model, not a curated record. The coding region runs from base 1 to 768 and encodes 255 amino acids. Lineage: Eukaryota; Viridiplantae; Streptophyta; Magnoliopsida; Solanales; Solanaceae. The transcript is spliced from 3 exons.